Cornus florida is the source of this 1510-nucleotide messenger RNA. Its product is annotated as sphingolipid delta(4)-desaturase DES1-like. The transcript has 3 exons. Gene Ontology annotation, molecular function: sphingolipid delta-4 desaturase activity. Gene Ontology annotation, cellular component: membrane. Gene Ontology annotation, biological process: ceramide biosynthetic process. Lineage: Eukaryota; Viridiplantae; Streptophyta; Magnoliopsida; Cornales; Cornaceae. The record is from RefSeq and is a predicted model, not a curated record. Bases 284 to 1267 code for a protein of 327 amino acids.
CGAACAAAGAAAGCACGUGCAAAGAGGGGAGCGGGGAGAUUGAAAUUUGAGUCUCGUCCCCCCAUCCCAGCUGUAAAACCUACCACAUCCGUGAGUGAACAGAGAGAUCAUGAACCAGAUAAGGAAUGGGUAUAUAAUUCAAAUUCACAAUAAAUGAGAAGAAAUUUUCAAAAAUAGGAUAUACUCUAUUCAUAGUCUCCUAUAUUAUACAUUCGUAUAUAUAGUGAGAGAGAAAGGGGGAGUGUAGACAGACAGGCGCGGAGGAAGAAGAAGAGCAUAGGAGAUGGGAGGGGAAGAGAGAGAGGGAGUGAUGGCGACGGACUUCUUCUGGUCCUACACAGAUGAGCCCCACGCUUCUCGUCGCCGACAGAUCCUCUCUCGCUACCCUCAGAUCAAACACCUCUUCGGCCCUGAUCCCUGGGCUUUCCUCAAGAUUACUCUGGUUGUUUUGCUUCAGCUGUGGACUGCUACUUUCCUCCAAAAUGCAGGCUGGCUGAAGAUAUUGACGGUGGCCUACUUCUUUGGCUCUUUUCUCAACCACAACCUCUUCUUAGCCAUACAUGAGCUCAGUCACAACCUCGCCUUCUCUACUCCAGUCUACAACCGUUGGCUAGGGAUUUUUGCUAACCUCCCCAUUGGUGUUCCCAUGUCUGUGACCUUCCAAAAAUACCACCUUGAGCAUCAUCGCUUCCAAGGAGUGGAUGGUGUAGACAUGGAUAUCCCGAGCCUCGCUGAAGCCCAUGUUGUGACAAAUGUCGUCACAAAAAUCAUAUGGGUACUCUUGCAACUUUUCUUCUAUGCUCUCAGGCCUCUGUUUCUGAAACCAAAACCCCCUGGCAUAUGGGAGUUCAUCAAUUUGGUCAUUCAACUGGGCCUCGAUGCUGCCAUGGUUUAUUUUUGGGGAUGGAAAUCUUUUGGCUAUCUGAUCCUUUCCACAUUUGUUGGGGGUGGGAUGCACCCAAUGGCUGGUCAUUUUAUCUCCGAACAUUAUGUCUUUAAGACAGACCAAGAGACAUAUUCUUACUACGGUCCCUUAAAUCUUAUGACAUGGAGCGUAGGUUACCACAAUGAGCAUCAUGAUUUUCCAAGGAUUUCAGGAAGUAAGCUUCACAAGGUGAAGGAGAUUGCACCAGAGUAUUAUGAGGAUUUAGAGUCGUAUAAUUCUUGGAGCCAAGUAAUUUACAUGUAUAUUAUGGAACGUACAGUUGGGCCCUAUAGCCGGAUGAAGAGAAUGUUGUCCACAAAGGCCACCCAGAAAUCUGAAUAGGUAUAAUCAUAUUAUUAUUCUUUUCCCCUUUCCCUCUUCCUUCUAGUUUUAGUGAAGAUACUGUGAUAUACCACUACCUAUUUGUUUCUCAGUUGUCAUUAUUUGUAGAGUUCUUGAGAGGUGGUUUUAUAUGCUGUAGUUUUUAGACUAAGAAGUGAGUUGUUAAUUCAUUCGUUUCCAUGAUUUUUCUCAUCUGAUUUAAGUUGCUGGGACAUGUGAAAUGGAAAGAUGUUCUUCUACCAA